AUCAGCCGCGACUGAAAAACAUCCAGCUCAGCUCAGCAGGGAAAGGAGCCAUAUGGAGUGAAAGUCAUCGCCGUCUGAGGUAUCCAUGGAAUUGACCAACUGAAUUCAUCUCAAAACCUGCUGUUCAGGAUCAUACAGAACUACCAAAAGAGUAUAAUAAUGUCAGAGAGGAUUGACAGAUCCCAAAGUGUACCAGACACCGACUUGAUCAGCUUCUCCCUUCCAUGAAAAUCUCUUCACUCCUCACAAUGCCAUCCAGAAGUGGAGAUCCUCCCAACAUCAGUACCUCAGUACUCAAUGACUUACUCAACUCCUCCUCUUCCUCCAGCACCACCCCACCUCCAUCUUGCAGCAUAGACGAAUCCUACAAGUACAUCUUCCUUCCCAUUUGUUACUCUUUCACAUUCCUCUUCAGCAUUUCCCUAAAUUCUAUCAUCCUCUACCGUUCCUUCCGCCGGACCAAGCGUUGGAAUGCGUCCCUGAUCUACAUGGUGAACCUGGCCUCCACAGACUUCAUGUAUGGCCUGUCACUGCCAUUCCUCGUGGCUAGUUACGUCAUGCAUGACCGAUGGGUCUUUGGGGACUUCAUGUGCCGCCUGGUCCGUUUUCUCUUCUACUUUAACCUGUACUGCUCCAUCUUCUUCCUCACUUGUAUAUCUGUCCACAGGUACUUCGGUAUCUGCCACCCAAUGAAAGUCAUCACACUAGAGACCAAGAAAGCUGUCAAGUCCACUUGUGUCGUAGUUUGGGUGAUAGUGUUUGCCUUGACCUGCCCUAUCUUCCGAUUUGCUCAGACUGGUCAUGUGACAAGAUUUGGAGGGCUUGGCGGCAAUGCAACUGGUAUUGACAACCCAAGCCACGAAGUGUCAUCCAUAAAUGGUAAUGCCAGCAAUAGUAACAUGGGAGGAGUCAUCGAGGAGUACCAGAACUGUUGGGACGACGCCAUCGAUAAGGAGUUCCCUGAUUACGUGCCCUAUGGCAUGAUUCUCCAUUUGCUGGGAUUUUUUCUGCCUUUUUCCAUAAUUGCUUGGUGUUACUCUCACGUUGUUCUGACCAUAUUUAGGACUCUGCAUUCACAACCUUCGUCCUUCAGAGAUCGGCGAGAGAGAGGAAAUGGAGGGAUAGAGAGAAGCAGCCUUUCAACAGUUGCCAGAGGAAAAAGAGGAAGCAAUGGACUGUCGAGGACAUUUGGAAGAGGUGAAGGGACUUCAAUUUUCCUUGGUGCCCACUCUCCUUAUGCCAAUCGCAGACGGAAAUCUAUCAGGACCAUCAUUACCAUUACCCUCCUCUUUGCUCUGUGUUUCUUCCCUUUUCAUGUUACUAGAACCAUCUUCCUCCUGCUGAAAGUAACCAAGGGAGUCCCCUGCCACACCAUGACCAUGGUCUCCAUGUGCUACAAGAUCACUAGGCCUUUGGCCUCAUUCAACGCAUGGCUGAACGCCCUCCUUUACUUCCUUACUAAAGACAAGGGGGGAGGUCACUGUUGCCCGGCGGUCAACACCAACACUCAUCAUCAUGGUGGACUCCUAUUGCCCCUGAGGGUGAUGGGAAAAAGAGAGCACACAGAGGAGGGAAGGCUGGAAGACAGAAUUGACAAUAAGCAGAAUAAAGAAUUUCACAACAGUCCAUCAUACAUAAACAGAGCGAAAAUCAGAUAUAUAAUUGAGUGAGUGUUUUCAUGGGGAAUUAAAUCAAUAAUUGUAGAUGCACUGUAGAUGAUUUUUACUUUUAUAAUAUACUUUAUAAGAAGACCCAAGCAAGAAUUCUAAUAUGCCUUCUAUGUUUAAUUGUAUGCGCCAAAUGCUGAUCUGCUACAGGUUUGACGUUACCCAGUGUAGAUGCAGCAUGUAGGCAAGGGUGAUAGACUGUAAUCUGUAUUUUAGAAACUAUAUUGGGAAGAACAUAGAAAGUGUAUUGCACAAUAUGAAAUCAAACCACGUCUAAAGAGAAAAGUGUUUCUACUGGUUAUGUUA
Molecule: messenger RNA, 1973 nt
Organism: Gymnodraco acuticeps
Lineage: Eukaryota; Metazoa; Chordata; Actinopteri; Perciformes; Bathydraconidae
Product: P2Y purinoceptor 3
Exons: 3
Coding region: 225-1670 (481 amino acids)
Biological process (GO): G protein-coupled receptor signaling pathway
Cellular component (GO): membrane
Molecular function (GO): oxysterol binding; G protein-coupled receptor activity
Source: RefSeq, a predicted model, not a curated record